AUGUUGGCGAUAAAAGAAAGAGCAGGUUUCUUUCAAGUGUUUGUGAUUGCUUGCUUCUUGUGUGCUGAAGUCUCUUCGGUGGAGUUUACCAUCAACCCAAGCACCAUCAAGAUCGGCAUUACAAGCUACAUCGACUUCAACUGCUCGGCAACUCCGGACAAGUCCAUCAACUUAACAGAACUGGUCGCCUUAGAUAUUUUGUACUCGGAAACAACGGACAACGCGGACUACAAAACGAUCUCUACCAUCGAUGUUUACAACGGGGUCAAGGUCUUUGAACACGUGACGGCGUACGGCCAUAUUGGAAGUGAUGAUCCCUCCUACCUGGGGAUGAACUGGACGUACCCGUCCAAGUGGGCGGGGGGGUGGUACAGGUGUGUGGUGCGAGGGGUCAAUGACCAAGGUCACCCUGUCACCUACUCCACCACAGUCAGGGUGACUGCGGACAAACCUGACUUCGACGCCAUGAUUGAGGAGUUCAGGAAUCUAAAGGCUACCACAAUCGAUAAAUGCGGUUAUGCAAGUGUUCUAAAGAAACGACUUGAAAAAGCCAAAGCCUCAGCUUUUGAAGCCCCCGAGAUAUUGAAUGGAUUCACCUACCUCUUAUCCAAGUCCAGCAAGCGAGUUUUUGCACACGAGGCGCGCGCUAGCUGUGAGUUGUACGGCGGCCAUCUUGCCGACAUCAACGAUUUGAAUGAGUGGGACUUUGUGAAGAAUAUAUCCACACGCUACAACGCUCGGCUGGUGAUGGUGGAUGGUACGGAUGAGUCUCAUGAGCUUCACUGGGUGUCCACGUAUUCCAAUGCAAAUUUGACGUAUUUUAACUGGAGCGAUGGCUACCCACUCAACGAUAUUAAAUACAACUGUAUGUUCGUAGACAAGGAUGUCGCUUACAAAAUGAUAACCUAUUUAUGUUUGGUGGAUGAUAUGAAUUUUUUACCAAGAUUUAUCUGCAAAAUAAAAUUAAUAAAUUAAAGACAAUAAAUAUAUUAAACUUAAAUCAA
This is a messenger RNA of Physella acuta, 1004 nucleotides long. RefSeq lists its product as uncharacterized. Lineage: Eukaryota; Metazoa; Mollusca; Gastropoda; Physidae. The record is from RefSeq and is a predicted model, not a curated record.